AUGCGGCCCACCCCGUCGGCGUUGCAUUCGCAGGGCCAGAAGCUCUAUCAAAAAGGGGACUUCAAGGCGGCCAUCACGGCGUUUACAGAGGCCUUGAAGCAGAAGGAUGCCGACGCUGUGGGUAUCUUGGACAAUCGAGCCGCGACAUACUGUAAAUUGGAGCAGUAUGACCAGGCGCGCCGAGAUGCAAAACAUAUGAUUAAACAAGCCAAGGAGGAUGAACGGGGCUACUUGCGAUGCGCUAAGGUUCUCCUACUUGAAGCUAAACCAGAGAAAGCAUUGGAGAUUUAUGCCUAUGGUCUCAAAGUGCUUCCAAGUGGACACCCUCGUCGCGAGAUAAUGGAGCAACUUCACAAGAAGCUCGAAGACCGAAUGAACUUGAACAGGAAAGAUCCUUUUACAAUGCUUCCCUUAGAAAUGGCAGCACUCGUUAUCGAGCAUUUUUCAUUCAAAAAUAUUGUGGGCAUUCUUCGGGUUUGCAAAAGUUGGGAGCGAUUUUUUGGCAACAUGCGCGAGCUCUGGAUGAAGAUAGAUCUGUCCGGUGCUCGCCAAAAGGUGCCAUGGACCGCCGUUAGGGCGUACAUCCGUCGCUCUCGGGGGUUGCUCACUCAUGCGACAUUCAAGAACCUCGCCUUGUCGUCGACGCCGAAAAGCAUCGAGUUCCUCAGCAGAUGCCCGCGUCUAGAGCAUCUCGAGCUUUGGGUCAAUCACGACUUUAAGGAUAUCUUCCAAAAGUUUAAGGGCUGCAAGUCUUUGAAGAACAUCAUCUUAUCGGCGGAGAUUUCCGUGCCACAUAGCUGUCUUGAAAGGCUCUUGACGCAAUUUCCGAAACUCGAGCGGAUUGAACUAUGGAGUGUGAAGCAUUCCCUUCUUACCAUCGGCGAAGGGAAUUGGCCGCAAAGCCUACCCAACUUGAAGAGCAUCACUCUGGCCACCCAGCAAGCGGUAUCGACGGCUCCACCAACCGCUCUAGUUAUCCCGAAUCUGGAUCAUACCUUGGUUGUUCUUCCCCCGUCGCCGGACGAUGGAGAUGAAGCGCCGCCUAUUCAAUUCCCACCACUCCGACGCCUCGAAUUAAAUGGCCUGACGAUUGGCAGCAACUUCUGCUCAAUCCUACCAACUACAAUUGAAUAUCUCAGCCUCAAAGGGGGAUCCUCAAGAUCAACUGCCGAUUUCUCCGACACUCAAAAGUUUGAGAAGCUCAGCACUCUAAUGCUGAAGGACGCCGGGUGGGUGAACGUUACCACAGCUACUUUCAUGAUCUGUGGCACCCAAGCACCUCUCCGAGUCUUGCAUAUCGACGAAUGUUUCAAUCUGUCGGACAGAUGCUUCAUGGAAGUGCUGCGAUAUGCAAGCGAACACAACCCGGAAGUUUUCAACUUGACUGAGCUGAGCCUUGUACAAAUGCAAGGCUUUGACGAUUCGUUCAUGAAGCGUGUCUGUGUACAAUUUCCAAAGCUCAAAGCCUUGAAUCUUUCGAAAACCCGGGUCACGGGCUGCACUAUCCGCGAUCUUGCUGAUGCAAGAUUAAAUGAGUCUUCCGAGCUACCGAGCUUGGACGUCCUCUGUGUCCGUGGCUGCGAGAGUGUAUCUUCUGACGCGAUCGCUUAUGGCCGUGAACGUGGGCUAGAGGUUAUCACUUGA
This is a messenger RNA of Penicillium cosmopolitanum, 1644 nucleotides long. Its product is annotated as Leucine Rich Repeat domain protein. The coding region runs from base 1 to 1644 and encodes 547 amino acids. Lineage: Eukaryota; Fungi; Ascomycota; Eurotiomycetes; Eurotiales; Aspergillaceae. The transcript is spliced from 6 exons. Gene Ontology annotation, molecular function: Hsp90 protein binding. The record is from RefSeq and is a predicted model, not a curated record.